Solenopsis invicta (red fire ant) is the source of this 990-nucleotide messenger RNA. RefSeq lists its product as uncharacterized. Lineage: Eukaryota; Metazoa; Arthropoda; Insecta; Hymenoptera; Formicidae. Gene Ontology annotation, biological process: DNA integration. The record is from RefSeq and is a predicted model, not a curated record. The transcript is spliced from 3 exons. The coding region runs from base 1 to 990 and encodes 329 amino acids. Gene Ontology annotation, molecular function: nucleic acid binding.
AUGACGCUAAGCAUCCCAUACUGCUUCCUGGUCGCCAUCCCUUUUCGCGUCUCAUUGUUAUUCACGAACAUCAGAGACACUUCCACGCAGGCCCUCAAGCAACAUUGUCUGCUAUCUCCAAAAAUGGCUUCUACAUUAAUGGGAAACCUUCCUAAACAUAGAAUUACAGUGCCUAAACGGCCUUUUUUCAUAUGUGGCAUUGACUAUGCUGGUCCUUUUUACAUUAAGGAAGGAACUCGAAAAAACGCAAAAUUAGUCAAGUGCUACAUGGCAAUUUUUGUAUGCUUCGCCACUACUGCUGUUCACAUUGAGCUAGCAACAGAUCUAUCUACCGCAGCUUUCUUAAACGUUUUAAAGCGCUUUAUUUCCCGGAGAGGACAUCCAUCAGAUAUUUAUUCUGACAAUGGCCUAAACUUCAAAGGUGCUUGCCGUGAACUAACUGAGCUAGCAACAGUGUUCAACGAUCAACAAAACCAACAGCAGAUUAUCGGCUAUGUAUCUGCUAAAGGAAUCAACUGGCACUUUACACCCCCUAGAGCGCCUCACCAAGGUGGACUAUGGGAAGCUGCAGUUAAGUCUGCCAAGCGUCAUCUACUUUGUAUAACCAAGGAGACCAACUUAAAAUACGAAGAGUUAGAAACAUUGCUUGUUCAAGUUGAAGCCAUUUUAAAUUCUCGUCCGCUGACUCCACUAUCAUCAGAUUCUCAUGAUCUCACACCGCUAACUCCAGGACAUUUUUUGAUAGGAAGCCCACUGACUUCUUACCCGGAACCAUCCUUAGAAAGGCUACCUGAAAAUCCAGUACACGUGGGACAAAUAGUCCUUCUUCAAGAAGACUCUACUUUGCCCUUAACAUGGCCCCUCGCUAGAAUACAAGCUGUACAUCCCGGUGAUGACGGUAUUAUUCGUACUGUAACUCUACGUACCGCUAAAGGAACUUACAAACGUUCCAUAACGCGUCUGUGUUUACUUCCCUCCGAAGAUCACUAG